Amborella trichopoda is the source of this 1755-nucleotide messenger RNA. Its product is annotated as DnaJ heat shock amino-terminal domain protein (DUF1977). Gene Ontology annotation, biological process: cellular response to misfolded protein. Gene Ontology annotation, molecular function: Hsp70 protein binding. Gene Ontology annotation, cellular component: endoplasmic reticulum membrane. Lineage: Eukaryota; Viridiplantae; Streptophyta; Magnoliopsida; Amborellales; Amborellaceae. The record is from RefSeq and is a predicted model, not a curated record.
UAUGAUGAUACCUUUAAAAGAUAGAGGGGUCUCGUCUUCGUCCCUCUUCCUCACCACAAGGGUUUGCACUUUGCACAGACCCUUGUGCUCACCACCCUCAUCGCAGGGUCUCCCAGCCCCAAUUUCCCAUCACGAAACCCUAAUUUCCUAUUACGAAACCCUAAUUUCUUAGCCAUUAACUCUAUUUUCUGUAUUGAACGUAGAUCGCAGUUUCUGAAUUUAAGGUCGAUCAGGGGUCUGCAUUAUCAGAUCUCUCAUUCCUCCCCGCCAUGGAUGGAAACAAAGAUGCAGCCCUGAAAUGCUUGAAGAUUGGAAAAGAGGCCCUAGAUUCUGGCGACAAGGCUCGCGCCUUCAAAUUCCUCACAAAAGCCCGUCGCCUUGAUCCCUCUCUCCCCAUUGAUGAUCUCCUCUCUACCCUCGAUGAAAGUUGUGAUCAGCCCCCUCCUGAUUCUGCAAAUUCCAGCUCCACGUCUCCAUCCACUUCUUCAAAUUCCAAUCAUGCUCCUCAAACUUCAAAGGUUUCAUCUCAGUCCUAUACAGAAGAACAGGUCACCAUUGUUAGGCAGAUUAAGAGCAAGAAGGAUUAUUACCAAAUUCUGGGUUUGGAGAAGGGUUGCUCUGUUGAAGAUGUUCGAAAAGCCUACCGAAAGCUCUCUCUGAAAGUCCAUCCAGAUAAGAACAAGGCUCCAGGUGCAGAGGAAGCCUUCAAAUCAGUUUCAAAAGCCUUUCAAUGUCUAAGUGAUGAGGAGAGAAAAAAGAACUAUGAUUUGAUGGGGGGUGAGGAAUCCAUUUACGAGAGACCUAGAGCUCAAAACUACAACAAUUUUUAUGAAGCAGAUAUCGAUGCUGAUGAGAUUUUCAGAAAUUUCUUUUUUGGAAUGAAUCAAGCAGCCACACCAUUUGGCCCAUUCAGGUUUAGGGCAGGUAUGGGACCUGGUUUCCAUCACCACCAUACUGAAACCAAUGGUUCAUCGGGUUUCAAUCUUCGAACUCUUGUACAAAUUCUACCGGUCAUUCUCUUGUUAUUGUUGAAUUAUUUUCCGAGCUCUGAACCACCUUAUUCACUUAAUCGAACAUAUGGGUUUGAGCACAAGAAGAUAACAGAGAGAGGGGUUCCUUAUUUUGUAAAAGCUGAGAAUUUUGAUCAGGUGUAUCCUGAGGGGAGUGUGGAGAGGGCGACCCUCGAAGAGAGGGUGCAAAGAGAAUACUUUUCGAUACUUGGUGCAAAUUGCAGGACUGAGUUGCAGAGGCAACAGUGGGGCCUUUCUUAUCAGACCCCACAUUGUGACUUGCUUCAACAAUUUGAAGUGGCUCGGUAAUUUGCGGGUUUUUGGGUUUAGCUCCAGUUGAUGGAGGGGAUGCACACUUGAUACCUGGCGCACACGAAGGAAGGCUUCAUGAGAUCUUCAUCACAUCCUGGCAUAAUAUAUACGAGUUGACUUCUUUAGCAUCCUUUGGAUGUUGAUGGGGUUCGAGGGACUUAAAUUGGGCAUACCUUCUUGUGUACAGAACCAGCCGUACAAAUCGAUUUUAUCCUAUAUUUUUGGAGAUAAUAUUUUCUAAACCUUAUGUUUCAACUUUUGGUUGAUGGAACAUGGAAGUUACACUAUGAGAUAGAUGUGUUGUUAUUCAUUCUGCUUGUUUCUGAACAUUUAUGCUUGAUGCAUCUUUCAGGAAAUUUGCACCUUUUAUGGGGACUUACGUAGUCACUGAGAUAAACUGCAUUAAUUAUUGGAUCUUGUUUUCUUUUCUCUA